UACCCAUCGCCGUGUCACCCAGUACUUGAAAGUUAUGGCAGAUUCACUCACCCUGCUUGAGUCGCAGAAUUUAUUCAUGUUUCUCUCUAUACAGAACAAAAUUCGGGACACAGUGAAAGAUAAUUUGGAAAAAACAAUCGGUUACGAAGAGCUUCUGUCCUAUAUUGUCAAUCUGUACGUGCACAUGUUCGAAACAAAAAUGUAGCUUACACCAACCGACAAGCGCAUGCUGGUUAAAGUGAGUAUCAUGUCAUCCCAUCU
This is a messenger RNA of Bemisia tabaci, 261 nucleotides long. The record is from RefSeq and is a predicted model, not a curated record. Lineage: Eukaryota; Metazoa; Arthropoda; Insecta; Hemiptera; Aleyrodidae.